AUGUCUUCCAACAUCCACCUUUACACCGACCAAACUCCCAAUGGGAUCAAGGUCUCACAAACCCUCGAGGAGCUUGGACUCAAGUACGAGGUCACCCACAUCGACAUCUCCAAGAACACGCAAAAAGAGCAAUGGUUUCUUGACAUCAACCCGAAUGGACGAAUUCCUGCUCUGACGGACACGUUCACCGAUGGGAAACUGAUCCGAGUCUUCGAGAGCGGCAGCAUAAUGCAGUAUCUCGUCGAGGGAUACGAUAAGGAUCACAAGAUCAGCUUUCCACGAGACUCCCGCGAACAUGUCGAGAUGACAAGCUGGCUCUUCUACCUAAACGCCGGAGUCGGUCCCAUGCAAGGCCAAUCCAACCACUUCACCCGCUACGCCCCCGAGCACAUCCCAUACGGCGUCAACCGAUACCAAAACGAAACCAAACGCCUCUACGGCGUCCUGGACAAACACCUCGCCGACACCAAAGCCGACUACCUCGUCGGCAACAAAUGUACCAUCGCAGACAUCGCGCACUGGGGCUGGAUCGCCGCCGCGGGCUGGGCGGGCGUCGAUAUUAGCCAAUUCCCUAACUUGAAGGCCUGGGAGGAGCGCAUGUGGGCGAGGCCGGGCAUCGAAAGGGGCGCCAACGUUCCCAAGCCUUACAAGAUGAAGGAGUUGUUGGCGGACAAGGAGCGGAUGGACAAGUACGCUUCGGAAAGCCGAGCUUGGAUCCAGAAGGGCAUGAAGGAGGACGCUGAGAAGCACAAGUAA
Zasmidium cellare ATCC 36951 is the source of this 756-nucleotide messenger RNA. RefSeq lists its product as uncharacterized. The transcript is spliced from 8 exons. The record is from RefSeq and is a predicted model, not a curated record. NCBI's taxonomy places the organism in Eukaryota, Fungi, Ascomycota, Dothideomycetes, Mycosphaerellales, Mycosphaerellaceae. The coding region runs from base 1 to 756 and encodes 251 amino acids.